UAUCAAUCAAUCAACGAGAACUGAUUUGGUUCUCUUUUUGAUUUGUUUAUUCUGUGGAAUUAGCUUAUAUAAUUUUAACAUAUUGCUUAAAUUAACUUGAAUCUAUGUUCUACGAUCCUGAUGUACUGCCGCAAAGUUAUUUUUCUUUUCAAUAUGAAUACUAUUUACCAAGCGCACUUAUAUUGACCACGUAUUCUAGUUAAUAAAAUCGGACUCCUGAAAAAAACAAUGUGGGUCAACGCAUAUCUUCCGGCUAUAUGUCAUGAGGUGUUUUUAGGAAUCAUCAGGUGAAUCGGGUCAAGACGUGUCAUUCACCUUGAAAUUUUCUGAAGCAUUUUUAUUUAAGACAGUUGACCUUUACUCCUUAUUUAUUUUGAUUCCGUCCUUUCGAGUGUGAGCUUCAAAUCGCAAAUAUGUUAUCUCGUAAACUGCGCUCGGUUUUGUUUUGCUCAAAAAAUACUGCAUUUUGUAAAGAAUUUAAAGUCUCCAAAAGAGUUUUUAGUUCUAAAAUGUCUGUGCUUACUUCAGGACCUGAAAUUUGGUCCCCGAAUACUAAAACUGCCGAUUGGAAUAGAGCUGUAUCUGACGCUGAAAAAAUAGUUGGUUACCCAACAUCUUUUUUCAGUUUAAAAUGUUUACUAAGUGAGGAAUUUAAUACUGUGGCCAUGCAUCUUCGUAAAUUAAUGGGGACAAAUCAUCCUAUUUUAAGAACAGCUAAGAGACUUGUGUAUCAUGGUCGUACAAAUAUGCAAACAAGAGGUUUGAUUGUGUUGUUGUUGUCUAAAGCUGCUGGGCAUACUGAAACAUGUUCAGACAUUGAUUCUGCUAUUGCCUCAGGUGUUACAGAAAGACAACAAACACUUGCUGAACUCACAGAAAUGAUUUAUACUGCUCAUCUUAUUCAUAAAGGAAUUUUGAAUUUGUCUCCUACAAAUAUUCCUGAUGAAAAUAUGCUGCAUGAUUUGCAAUUUGGUAAUAAGAUUUCGAUUUUAAGUGGUGAUUAUCUCCUAGCAAAUGCAUGUAAAGGUUUAGCAAAUCUAAAAAAUUGUAAGGUGGUUGAUCAUGUGUCAAAAUCCAUUGCCGAUUUCAUGCAAGCAGAAUUUCUUGGUGAACAUGACAAACAAGGAAAUCCUUUACCUGUUAAAGAGAUGACUUUAGCUACAUGGGAAGAGAAAAACUGCUUAGCGAUGGGCAGCCUUGUUGCCAAUAGCUGCAAAUCUACAUUAGAGCUAGCAGGACACCCAGAAUCUUGGCAAGAAAAAGGUUUUCAACUUGGAAAGAACAUUGCGCUGGCAUGGCAAGUUUAUGAUGAUUUACAGCCAUUUGUAGAUAACUUAAGACAUCCACCUGGUUGUACAUUUGACUUAGUAUCUCUUCCAGUCAUCUUUCAUCUUGAAAAUCAACCACAAAAAGUUGAGGACAUCCGAGCCGAAAUUGGAGAUGAUAUUUCAAAUUUUAAUUUCAAAAAACUGUAUGAAUCUAUUAUGGAAGAUGAUAGUGUAGAGAAAACAAAAGAUCUUCUUCAUCAAUAUUCUCAAGCAGCUGAAGAUUUAUUAAGUGAAUUUGGUUCUUCUCCUGCCUCAAAAGCAAUUUCAAACAUAAUUAAUUCAUUAAGAAAAUGAUACAUUUUCACACUGAAAGAAAAAUGUACCUUGGGAACAUUGGAGAGGGGACAAAUAAAAAUUACCAAAUUGAAAAACAUGUUAUUGCGGGUGACCUUAUAACCUUUGUUCGUGCUGACAAAUCUACAAACAAGUUACUUUACAAUGGAAAAAAAUCAAUAAUUAUGUAAAGCAAAUUAUCAUUUUGAUUUCAAAGCUUAAUUUCACAAUUUCAUUAAAAUAUUAUUUUAUGUAUUGUAUUGUAGCACUCAGCUCUUUAACCCUUUAUAAGGCCCCGGGAUCCAUACUUCCCACUUUUUUCAUUAAUUUUUAAAUGUCAAUUGAAAGAUAUUUUCUCACCUAUGAUUAGUGUGGUCAUUUGCUGAUAACUUCAAAAAAUGCAAAAAAAAAAAUUUAAAAGUUUUGUAUAUUUACAUAUGGUAGCAGUAAAUGUUUGUGUGGUCAAGAAGAAUACUUGACAUUGGGGAGCAAUUUUUUGCUUUUACAUUAUGUGUUUGUUCAUUUGAUCGUGCUUCAUUGAGUUUAUUUGUAGUUAUAGCCACAGAAUUAGUAAAUGUGAUUAUUUAUAAGUGUAGAAGUUCGAGUUUAUGACCAAUUCUUUUAAGAAGCAAAUUUUUUUAAAUUCCACUGAACUUUUCACCAAAAAAAUAGUCUUGAAUAUCAAAUUAAUUUUAGGUGAUAAGCUAAACUAUUUUCUUUUUAUAAAACAAUCUCAGACCCAAAAGUGUUUCAACAUAACAUUACAAAAAAAUGGUUUAUAAAGGGUUAAUUAGCCUUACAUUAAAUUGUUAUAUAUUUUUUAUAAAGUUUCCUGUCAUGUUAAGGUGCACAACCUUUUUAUAAAAUAGCACAUGUUAAAAAAAAAUAUUUACUUGGGAGUCCGCAAUAAAUUAAGUUUUUAAAUCAAUUCAUAACCACUUAAUUUUUCUUUUGUUCUAUAAGAAUAUAAAUUUGUUUUCAAAAUAAAGUGGGAAAAAAAUAGAGCAAAUUGUGUAUAUGAUAGUUAGAAUGCAUAAAAAUUUUAAAACCAUGUUUCUGAAAUUUAAUCCGUAUAUCAUUUCAUUGAGCUCUUCCCUUGGUAUCACAUUUUCAUAGAUUAAUCAUAUUUCAUCAUCAUAUAUUUAUAGAUGCAUUAUAUAUUUUUAUGCAUUGUUUCAUAAAUUUUAAAGUCUCAUAGUAAAAAAGUCGUAAAUUGUAUUGUAUUUCAUAAAACUUUUUCACAUAAAUAAAUUAAAUAUGCAGGAACUGCAAUGAAGGCAUUUAUUAGUAUCAGUUGCUGUUUCUCUGUUCAUAAAAUGUGCUUUUUAUAGAAAGACUCUAUAGUGCAAAAUACAGUAUUACUUAAAAGAAAUAUUAAUAUAUUCAUAGUUGUAAUGACUAAAUUUAUAUUUUUGAAAAUUGUACAUUUCAGAUUAUAUUAUUUAUAAUUAUUUGUUGUUUAGUUGUUAAUUGUAUGUUAGUUGUUUAGCUGUUAAAUGUAUAUUUGUUAAAGGUUAUGUAUAUCAAAUGCUGCAUGUGUUUUAAAGGAAUAUUUUGAACUUAGAAUAUUUUGAACAUAAAAUGAAUUUAAGCCCAACAAGAAAUAAGCUUUUAAAUUAUCAAAUCAACCCUUUCUUUACUUCUAAUAAUACUUCUGAAUAACCUAACCUACUUUUAUUAGUUACAAAUAAACCUAAUUUACUAAUUUUAAUGUAAGCAAAACCUAUUUUUUUAAUGUAGUAAAUUAGAAGUGCUUAUCACUUUUUUUAAAACUUUUGAGAAUCUGGCAUUUUCUGUAAAAGAAAAAUAACACACAAAUGACAAUUUUGAUUAUAAUUUUUAUUUUUGAAAAUAACAUACAAUGACAAAUUUAUUUAUUGUGAUCAAUUAUUUCUUUUGUUUUUGAAUGGCAUUCAUUAGUUAGUGAUAUAAUUAAUCAAAACUAUCUGAUUGUAAAUCCCUCGUUUUAAAAGUUAUUAAUAUUGCUUUUUCUUGUAAAGAAAUAAAUUUUUAUUCUGUAUUUCAAUUUAUUUGAAAUAGCUUUACAAAGAAUUUUUUUUUUUUAAUUUAGCUAGAGUUAACUCACUUUUCUGUAGAACCUUUGCAUGUAUCUUAUUUUUAUUGUUGUAAAAACAGAUUUUGCAUUUUAAAGUGGUGCUAUUUUAGAGUCUUUUAUAAACAAUCAGUUUCUUUAUAUUAAUACUGUACUUUUUAUUACCCUGUAAUAAGCCUAAAAAUUUUUAUUAUUUUGAUUUUGUUUAGACCUAAAUUGUGUUUUUAU
Parasteatoda tepidariorum (common house spider) is the source of this 3882-nucleotide messenger RNA. RefSeq names its product all trans-polyprenyl-diphosphate synthase PDSS2. The record is from RefSeq and is a predicted model, not a curated record. Lineage: Eukaryota; Metazoa; Arthropoda; Arachnida; Araneae; Theridiidae. Gene Ontology annotation, biological process: ubiquinone biosynthetic process; isoprenoid biosynthetic process. Gene Ontology annotation, cellular component: mitochondrion; transferase complex. Gene Ontology annotation, molecular function: prenyltransferase activity.